CCAGUUUAUUUCCUGAGCUCAGUCUCUCUCUAUCGCAGCCGUGAACGCAUCUCCUCUGUCACCGCUGCACAGCAUCACGCUUUCUCCUCCGUGUGUCCCGCCUAUCAUCUGGCGUUUCAUCCAAUCACGCCAUCUCAUCGCUUUGGGCGCCUCGCGGUGGAGUCCGUGCCAACGUCUGAAAUUGAAUCCAAUUGGACUGUGACAGUGCGGCUCAUGGAGGACCAUCGCGCUCGUCUCGGUGGGAUGGCAUCCGAUGACGGGUUACACGGUGGAAGGCUCGUGUUAUGGUUUUAAUCACAGUGAAAGUAAAAUGGCUGAUGAGCUCUGCAAUGCAUCUGCCAAGGGAGAUCUAUCUAAGGUUUUGCUUUUGCUGCAACGUGGAGCAGCUGUUAAUGGAUUAAAUAAGUACAACAGAACUGCACUGCAGGUGGUGAUGUUGGGGCACACCCUGGCGGUCGAGACUCUUCUCCAGGCGGGAGCAGACCCCAACAGACCUGACCCGGCGUGCGGUCUCACCGUGACGCACGACGCCGCACGCGAAGGAUUCAUAGAUUCUGUGCGCGUGCUGUUGAAACACAAGGCACAGGUGAACCUCCCGGAUGUGAAAGGAAACCUGCCGCUGCACCUGGCUGCCAGGGAGGGUCACCUGGAGGUGGUCCGGCUGCUGACUGAGCACACCGAUGACUGCCAAGCACCCAACGGUGCCGGAGACACCCCCAGGCAGCUCGCGCUCCAGCGCGAGAAGGUGGACGUCGUCCAAUACCUGGACGAGUGUUUGAGCUCACGCUAGAAGAGGAGGCGGGUGAAGAUGAGACCGUCUUAUGCUUCUGCAUUUCUGCCUGUCUUUUUUAAAAAAAAAAGAAAUGUGCUCACUAAGUCAGCUGCAGUCAGACAGACGGUGGGAACUUCAUGUUUAUAAGUUGCAUUACUGGGAUACCAGAAAACAAUAAAUACAAUAAUAUUGAUUGA
Messenger RNA from Acanthopagrus latus (yellowfin seabream), 969 nucleotides. It is a transcript of the gene cdkn2c, whose product is annotated as cyclin-dependent kinase inhibitor 2C (p18, inhibits CDK4). Lineage: Eukaryota; Metazoa; Chordata; Actinopteri; Spariformes; Sparidae. Gene Ontology annotation, biological process: regulation of cyclin-dependent protein serine/threonine kinase activity; negative regulation of cell population proliferation. Gene Ontology annotation, molecular function: protein kinase binding; cyclin-dependent protein serine/threonine kinase inhibitor activity. Gene Ontology annotation, cellular component: nucleus. The record is from RefSeq and is a predicted model, not a curated record. The transcript has 6 exons. The coding region runs from base 254 to 790 and encodes 178 amino acids.